Sinocyclocheilus grahami is the source of this 891-nucleotide messenger RNA. Its product is annotated as free fatty acid receptor 3. Gene Ontology annotation, biological process: G protein-coupled receptor signaling pathway; cellular response to fatty acid. Lineage: Eukaryota; Metazoa; Chordata; Actinopteri; Cypriniformes; Cyprinidae. The record is from RefSeq and is a predicted model, not a curated record. Bases 1 to 891 code for a protein of 296 amino acids. Gene Ontology annotation, molecular function: G protein-coupled receptor activity. Gene Ontology annotation, cellular component: plasma membrane. The transcript is spliced from 2 exons.
AUGUCAGAAGAUUCAACAGUGUUUCUCGCCAUAUGCAUCAUCACAUUCCUGAUUGGUUUUCCUAAUGCUGUGUUGGGGUUCUGCUCAUGUAUUCGCAAGAUUCACUGUAAACCUAUCCCCAUUGACAUAUUCAUGUUAAACCUCGCUGCUUCUGACCUUGUCUUCCUCAUCUUCCUGCCUGUCAAGAUGAAAGAGGCUAGAGAUAACAUGGUUUGGAACAUGCCAAAUGCCCUGUGCCGCUUCAGUCUGUUCAUGUUCUUUCUUCCUCUUUAUUCAAGCGGCCUGUUCUUGGCAGCAAUUAGUGCCGAGCGCUAUGUGUGUGUAGCAUUUCCAGUCAGGUAUAAAAGUCCAAAAAGAAUCAUUUACACAACAGUUAUAUGUGUUGUCACCUGGGUGAUUAUUGCAGUAACUUCAGUAUUUCCUUACAAGGCAGCAUAUUUAGAUUCUAAUGAAGCGGACAACACCACUAAUAAGCGCUCUCAGGAAGCGUCACCUCUGGGCUGUUACAUUAACUUCACAGCAAAACAGCUGAGAGAACUGCUCCCAGUGCGUCUCGGGAUAGCAGUGGGGUUUUUCCUUCUACCCCUCCUUAUCUGCUGCUUCUGUUACAUCAGUUUAAUUCGUAUUUUGAUUACGCGUCCUCUCAUCAAGCGACAGCGUAAACUCCGGGUGGUUGGACUGAUUGUGGGGACUCUCCUUGUGUUUGCCAUUAGUUUUGCACCCUUCAAUGCAUCACACAUAGUGGGCUUCAUCAAAAAAGAAAAUCCAGAUUGGCGCAUGAAAGCUUUAAUACUAAGCACUUUAAACGCAUGUUUUGAUCCUAUUAUAUUUUUCUGUAUCUCUAAGGAUAUGAGAAGGGCCAUCAAAAUAUGUGCAAAGGAAAUCUGUUGA